Molecule: messenger RNA, 922 nt
Organism: Staurois parvus
Lineage: Eukaryota; Metazoa; Chordata; Amphibia; Anura; Ranidae
Source: the annotation of a GenBank genome assembly
CCCCCCCCCCCCCCCCCCCCCCUUUUUACAGUAAAUGUUGCUAAACCUCGGACCCCGCAUUCGCUAUAUCCGAUCUCCCCCCUGGACACUAUAUCCUGGACAUUCACUAUAUCCGCUCUCCCCGGACCCCGCAUUCACUGUAUCCGGUCUGCCCGAACCCCGCAUUCACUGUAUCCGGUCUGCCCGAACCCCGCAUUCACUAUAUCCGGUCUGCCCGAACCCCGCAUUCACUAUAUCUGGUCUGCCCGGACCCCGCAUUCACUAUAUCCGCUCUCCCCGGACCCCGCAUUCACUAUAUCCGCUCUCCCCGGACCCCGCAUUCACUAUAUCCGCUCUCCCCGGACCCUGCAUUCACUAUAUCCGGUCUCCCCGGACCCUGCAUUCACUAAAUUCCCGGUCUCCCCGGACCCUGCAUUCACUAUAUCUGGUCUCCCCAGACCCUGCAUUCACUAUAUCUGGUCUCCCCAGACCCUGCAUUCACUAUAUCUGGUCUCCCCAGACCCUGCAUUCACUAUAUCUGGUCUCCCUGGACCCUGCAUUCACUAUAUCUGGUCUCCCCGGACCCUGCAUUCACUAUAUCUGGUCUCCCCGGACCCUGCAUUCACUAUAUCCGGUCUCCCCGAACCCUGCAUUCACUAUAUCCGGUCUCCCCGGACCCUGCAUUCACUAUAUCCGGUCUCCCCGGACCCUGCAUUCACUAUAUCUGGUCUUCCCAGACCCUGCAUUCACUAUAUCUGGUCUCCCCGGACCCUGCAUUCACUAUAUCUGGUCUCCCCGGACCCUGCAUUCACUAUAUCUGGUCUCCCCGGACCCUGCAUUCACUAUAUCCGGUCUCCCCGGACCCUGCAUUCACUAUAUCCGGUCUCCCACAGACCCUGCAUUCACUAAAUCUGGUCUCCCAGGACCCUGCAUUCACUAAAUC